Messenger RNA from Aspergillus novofumigatus IBT 16806, 999 nucleotides. Its product is annotated as NAD(P)-binding protein. The record is from RefSeq and is a predicted model, not a curated record. The transcript has 3 exons. Bases 1 to 999 code for a protein of 332 amino acids. NCBI's taxonomy places the organism in Eukaryota, Fungi, Ascomycota, Eurotiomycetes, Eurotiales, Aspergillaceae.
AUGAGUAACAUUUGGGACAUGAUUCGUGUCGUUGUAUUCGGAUCGAACAACGACGCGUCUCGCAAUGGUGCUCCUGCCUUUAACCCGGCGCAAGAUAUCCCGUCGAUGGCAGGCAAGGUCAUCUUCAUCACGGGCGCCGCGGGCGACCUCGGCCGACAAACGGCCAUAGAGCUGGCUCGUUAUGGCCGGCCUAGUCGCAUAUACAUCGCAGAUCUGCCGCGCACCGACGACGCCAAACAAGCUCUGAUCCGACAGAUUGAUUCCGAGGCUUACGGAGACUCCAUCCGAUUUCUCGAAUUGGACCUUGCAUCGUUCGAGAGCGUUCGAAAAUGCGCCCAGCAGUUCGCUGCUCAAGAACAACAUCUGGACAUUCUGAUACUAAAUGCAGGUAUCAUCCGUGUCCCUCCGAUAACAACACCGGAAGGCUACGAGAUCCAUUUUGGAGUCAACUAUCUCGGCCAUGCCCUUUUGACGCGCCUGCUAAUGCCGAUGCUGCUUCGCACAACGCAGCGAGAGUCCGGUGCCGAUGCACGCGUCGUUGUUGUGUCAAGCGAGGGACACGUUUCAGCGCCUAAACAAGGCGUCGAUUUCGAGCUCGUCAAGACCAACUGUUCGAAUCUGCCUUAUCCAAAGCGCUACGGCCAGAGCAAAGCAGCCCUCAUUGGCCUGAUGCAAGGACUCAGCCGCGACUAUCCACAAAUUAAAACUGUCGCUGUACAUCCAGGGAGAAUUCUUACGGGUAUGGCGACGUCAUUGUGGAAAGAGAGUACCCUUGCACGCUUGACUAAGCCUAUUGCACCGUUCUUCUGUGUGCCUGUGACUACCGGGAUCAGAAAUCAUCUAUGGGCGGCCACGAGCUCAGAGGUGGUAAGCGGCACGUAUUAUGAACCUGUGGGAGUGCCUGGGACGUUAUCGCAGGCCGUACAGGAUCCGACUUUUGCGACAAGGCUCAAAGAGUGGACCGAUAACGCCCUUGAAGGAAUCAAGCCUCUUGAGUAG